UCGAGGGAGAGGGUGCGGUCAAAUAUUACUCCAAGGUUGCGUGCCUGGGUGGAUGGGGAAACAGGGGUUUCAUCGAUGCUACCUGGGUCGGAGGAGGCUUCAUUGUUGGAACAGCUGAGAUGGUGUACCUGCCAUCUAUGGGUCUAACCUGGGCAAUCCUGGUGCUGUCGGCAUACAGCUCAUCUUUUAUUAUUUGUGGCUUGGUGUUUGUAAAGCCGAUGAGAGACAGAAACUGUGUGACGUUGCUGGACCCCUUCAAUGCCAAGUAUGGAAAAGUAGUAACUGCUGCACUGUCCCUGGCUUCAAUUGGUUUGGAUAUUGUCUGGUUACCCGCCAUACUAAUUGGUUUAGGAGGAACCAUGAGUGUGGUCCUGGAUAUUCCCUUCAGUGUGUGCGUAUGGAUCUCUGCUGCCGUCGCCAUUAUCUACACUCUGCUGGGGGGUCUCUACUCGGUGGCCUACACAGAUAUUGUACAGCUUAUCCUCUUAUUCAUCAGCUUGUGGAUCUGUGUUCCCUUUGCUCUGAUGAACCCCCACGUUUCGGCCAUUAGUCAGACACUGAUGAACAACACCCUUCACGCUCCCUGGAUAGGAGCACCAGAGCUGAAAAAGUCCUGGCUACUGAUGGACGAUUUUUUACUAAUGGCCCUGGGGAGUCUGGGAUAUCAGUGCCUUCAUCAGAGGACUUUGUCGGCAUCGUCCACAUCAACAGCCAAGACCACUUGCUAUGUUUCGGCUUUCUUCCUGCCUAUUUUGGGGAUUCCUUCAGUACUUUUUGGGGCAGUUGCUGCCUCCACAGACUGGAACAUGACUUCGUACGGUUCUCCGUCUCCAUAUGAACGUGGGGAAUCAGCUCUAGUUCUGCCCCUCAGCCUCCAACAUCUCACCCCAUCCUUCAUCUCCAUCAUCGGUAUUGGAGCUGUGGCCGCCGCCUCGAUGUCGUCACUCGACUCUCUUCUGCUUUCUGCAGCUUCUGUCUUCACCUCCAACAUAUACAAGAACGUCCUGAGACCCCAG
Molecule: messenger RNA, 1016 nt
Organism: Notothenia coriiceps (black rockcod)
Lineage: Eukaryota; Metazoa; Chordata; Actinopteri; Perciformes; Nototheniidae
Product: high-affinity choline transporter 1-like
Exons: 7
Biological process (GO): choline transport; acetylcholine biosynthetic process; transmembrane transport
Cellular component (GO): plasma membrane
Molecular function (GO): choline:sodium symporter activity
Source: RefSeq, a predicted model, not a curated record